CAAAUGUUUGUCGAUAGAAUCAAGCUCAUGCCUUCAUAAGACACAAGCGCAAGUACUCGUCCAAACCAAACGGAGAAAAAUACGGUCGAUCGCGCCAAUCCUGAGGCUUGUUCCGCUGCAACGGUUCAGAAACGAUCGAGGAGCGGCACGCAGAUCGGAGGAACAAUCGCCCUUGAUCAUUGGUCCUAUUGCCCGGGCGAUCCGUCAUCAUGGAAGAAGCUCCUACUAAACGUGCUCUACAAGAUGAAUGUCAGAAUUGCAAGUCUGUCAAGAUCCCUUGCUCCCAGAAGGGUGCACAGCUUACAACGGACGAAGCAGCAGCUAGCUGCAAGCGAUGUGCCCGUCUUGGUCUUCCGUGCAGAUUCGCCCCGAAGAAGACGGGGAGACCACGACAAUAUCCAGCAAGAACGAAAACAACGAAAACGAUCAAGCCGACUCCUACCUCAUCAACGACAACGGCGCAGGUCGACAAUUCCUCUGCUCACGAUCAUGUCGGAAAGAAGAGAUCAUCGGACGAGACCGAAAACGAAGGGUCGACUAGCAAGCGGCCCGUUCCAGCUUCACACAACCAGUCCAUCGGGCUGGACCCGGACAUUUUUGGCUUGACCGGCGAGUUGGAGACCAUCCCAGAACCGUUCAGGGAUUGGCAGGGAUCUCUUCAAGCACCAUUUACGUCUUUCGACGAAGACUGAUACAAUCCACCAGGACCACCGUCGUCCGCUCCCUUCUGAUACUACGGGCUUUUCCCGGCGGCUACAAGCUUCAAGUUCUCGCCUCGAGAACCCGGUAGAAAAGCCUGUGACGGAUCUAGAAAGUCUGCUCGAGCCCGAGAUC
Filobasidium floriforme is the source of this 834-nucleotide messenger RNA. RefSeq lists its product as uncharacterized. The transcript is spliced from 4 exons. NCBI's taxonomy places the organism in Eukaryota, Fungi, Basidiomycota, Tremellomycetes, Filobasidiales, Filobasidiaceae. Gene Ontology annotation, biological process: regulation of DNA-templated transcription. The coding region runs from base 210 to 692 and encodes 160 amino acids. The record is from RefSeq and is a predicted model, not a curated record. Gene Ontology annotation, molecular function: zinc ion binding; DNA-binding transcription factor activity, RNA polymerase II-specific.